AUGCGAAGCUUCGUCUAUAAUGCGUCGCCGGCACGAGUGAUCUUCGGCCAGGGCAGCGUGAAGAAACUCCCAGAGGAGUUGGCUCGCCAGAAUCUCAAAGCCCUAAUUGUUCUUUCAACUCCCCAACAGGCGAGCCUCGCCGAGUCUCUAGAGCUGAGCCUCAAUGGCAAAGUCGCUGGCGUUUUCACUGAGGCCGCCAUGCACACACCAACUUCGGUAACAGAGAAAGCACUCGCCUAUGCGCAAGCCAUCAAUGCAGAUUCAAUCAUCUCAGUGGGAGGAGGCAGCACGAUUGGCCUCGGAAAGGCAAUUGGUAUCCGUACAAAUUUACCACAUAUCUGCAUCCCAACGACUUAUGCAGGUUCAGAAAUGACGCCUAUUCUUGGGGAGACAGCGGACGGGCAGAAGAGGACGAGGAGUGACCCAAAGAUCCUGCCUGGCACGGUUAUUUACGACGUCGAUUUGACUUUGACGCUGCCGGCUGAUAUGAGCGUGACAAGUGGGCUCAAUUCGAUUGCACACGCUGUUGAGGCUCUCUACGCCCAGAACGCCAAUCCCAUCAUCUCUCUCCUUGCGAAAGAGGGCAUCAAAGCCCUCGUUGGAUCACUCCCCAUCAUCAUCGACGACCCGUCUAACCUCGCCGCUCGUUCAGCAGCUCAAUAUGGCUCCUGGCUGUGUGGGCUCUGCCUCGGCUCAGUCGGGAUGUCAAUCCAUCACAAGCUCUGCCAUACUUUAGGUGGCAGCUUCAACAUGCCCCAUGCCGAAACGCAUACAAUAAUCCUUCCUCACGCGUUGGCGUACAACGCACCCAAGAUCCCAGAGGUCAUGGAGGAGUUGGCAGCUAUAUUUCCGGGCAGUGAGGGGGAUGCGAUUCGGGGACUCAAUAUGCUGCUGACGAGACUGAAGGUGAGGCGUGCAUUGAAGGAUUUUGGACUCAAGCAGGAUGAUGUGGAGAAGGCAGCCGAGCUGGCAGUGGCCAAUUCGUACUGGAAUCCAAGAGAGAUCGAAAAGGAUCUGAUUGAAGAGUUGAUCCAGAGAGCUUAUGAAGGAAGCGAGGCGAAAGCAGACCUUUGA
Scedosporium apiospermum is the source of this 1074-nucleotide messenger RNA. Its product is annotated as Maleylacetate reductase. The record is from RefSeq and is a predicted model, not a curated record. The transcript has 2 exons. Gene Ontology annotation, molecular function: alcohol dehydrogenase (NAD+) activity; maleylacetate reductase activity; metal ion binding. Lineage: Eukaryota; Fungi; Ascomycota; Sordariomycetes; Microascales; Microascaceae. The coding region runs from base 1 to 1074 and encodes 357 amino acids. Gene Ontology annotation, cellular component: mitochondrion.